Durusdinium trenchii is the source of this 3167-nucleotide messenger RNA. The record is from the annotation of a GenBank genome assembly. Lineage: Eukaryota; Dinophyceae; Suessiales; Symbiodiniaceae.
CAACAAAAAAUCCGUCAGCUCUUACUGCAUCCCUUGGGAGUCGCUCCGCUGCUGUGGUGCCGGCACUCGCUAUGGCUUGCUGUGGUGCCGGUACCAGUGCGCCCAGUGGCGGGGAGAAGGAUGACUUUGAUGAGAUCAAGCCAGUCUCUGGAGACUAUAUUAUCCAGCUUGAAGUCUCUUCAGUCUCUCCCAUCAUGGAACCAUCGCCUUCUCGGAAGCUGGAUGAGCCGGACGAUCUGGAAGUGGAUCUACAGAGUUCCGACGCGCUCAUCGAGGUCUUGCACCACGAGGACCUUCGACUCAUCCACGGCACCUACCUGCAAUGGCUGCACGAGGAGCAGCGAGCCUUUCCCCGACGACAGGACAUUGAGGAAAAGGCCUUUGUGAGCAGCCUAGAGUUGGAGCAGUGGAGGCUGAACAAGAAUGAGAUGCAGAGCCGCGUCCGGAUCAUUUGCCUGUCUCAUGUGUGGGAGUGUGAUCAGCAUCCGGACCCUGCCGGCUAUCAACUGGAAGUCCUGGCCAAGUCACAGCACUGGCCUGCUUCGCUGUCCUGGUAUUUCAUCGACUUCAUGUCGGUGAGCCACCUCAACCGGAAGGACUCGAUGGAGAGCCUGUGCCCCAAGUACAUCUAUGCGCUGUACUCGCAUGAAAAGACCUUCACUUACCAGAUCACAGGAUUCACACCUGCGGCCAAAUUUCGAGAAGCACUGAAGUCGGAGGUGCGCGCAGCUUAUGCAUUCCAAGACUUUUCAGUGAUUCAGGGACCUACACGUUUGAAGCAUUUGAUCUUGGAUGACACACCCUACCUGCAGCGCGGCUGGUGCCUGGCGGAAGCUCAGUGGUCCGUCAUGAGGAGCGAUCCCAGGCGCUUGGUGUGUUUGGACUCCAUCGAGGAGCACAAGGCACCUAUGCCACCCAAGAUGUUCCAGGCUAGAGUGGCCAAUGGAGCCUUGAGGUUCCGCUACUUCUUGGACGAGGAAGCCAUCAUCUAUCAGCAAGAGAAGGCCUUCAAUCAGAAGGCGCAGAGCAGCACGCAGCUGCGGCUGAUGAAAUUGCCGGCCACGGAGGUGCUGAUCUUGGCUGAGGCUUUGCCCUUCUACGUGCGCUUGACCAAGCUGUCCCUCUCCAAGUGUCGCUUGUCCGUCCGGGUGCUCACCGCCCUGGCCAAGGGAUUGGAAGAGCAUGCUCUUCGGGACUUGGACUUGCGUGACAAUGCCAUGAACGACGCCUCGGCCAACGGCAUUGCGGAGAUCUUUCGUACGAACCACCACCUGAAGCGCGUGGACCUGAGGCAGAAUUCCUUCUCUCCCGCGGGCGCCAAAGCCAUCGCUUCAGGGCUCACCGACAAUUCGCAUGUGUCGGAGCUGAUCCUGCGGGAGAAUCAGAUCCAAUGUCACGGUGCAAGCAUCUUGGCAGAGGCUCUCCGUUUCAACGAUGCCUUGGAGUUCUUGGAUGUCUCCUUCAACCAGAUCCGAGAUGAUGGCGCCAUGGCAUUUGCAAUAGCUUUGCCUGAUAAUCAGAGCCUCCGCACUUUGAACUUGGCGGAAAAUUUGAUCACCAGCGCGUGUUUGCCAUCCUGGGCCACUUACUUGAGCAGCGGCCAGUGCAGGUUGCAACAACUUCGGUUCGAUGGGAACCUCAUUGAUGUGGAUGCUGAGGCUGCGAAAGUUUUGGAGGACUCCUGGCACGAGGGUCAACGAGCGGGAACGCAGCACUUGCCAAGCAUUUGCGGCCUCGGUGAGAUCGAAGAUCGUGUGAAGCAGAGAUUGGAUCGGACCUGGAACUCACACGCCUCCGGGCCCAGCUCUGCUGCGGCAGCCUAUGUGGAAUUCUGUCGUCGUCCGGUGUUGCUGGCGGCCAUGCCAUGCUUACCGGAGGCCUGCUUCUAUUUUGCUUCCCUGCAGGCUGAGCCCAGCUGGGAUAGCCCAGCCGGUUGGGUGAUCGCAGGAGCUCUUUUGGUGACUUUCAUCGUGGUUUGUUUCCACUUCGUCCUGGAGUUGAAUUCCAACGCCCGCAAGGCCUGCUCCUCAUUGGCGCUACACUUGGACUUGGCCUCUGCCCUGGGUGCCGUGAUAGCCGCUCUGGCCAAUGCCUUGUGGACCCUGCCCUUGUGCGACACCAUCCCAGAGGCAGCAGCAUGCUACAGCUUGAGCUUCGUUGGCCUGUUCGCUUUGGUCCUACAACAAGUGGCCCGGUGUCAGGGACGUGGCCGGCCGAAGCCCUGGUGCAACGGACCGGACCCCGACGCAGCACCAACGCACCAGCAGACCAACGCUGACCAUGAAGAUGCCUGGUUUCUAGAGGAUGUGCGUCCUUUCGAGGGGCCAUUUGUUCCACUCUCCGUCAGGCCGGCGAUGGUCUUGAAGACGAAGCUCACUGAGGCCUUGGGUAUCAAGCACCCAAUCAUCCAGGGUGGGAUGCACUAUGUGGGCUAUGCCGAGCUGGCCGCUGCCGUCUCCAACGCGGGCGGUUUAGGGAUCAUCACGGCACUCACCGUGGCGCAACCGCCUCGGGGCAAGGAAGCCUUGCGGGACGAGAUCAGGAAGUGUCGACAACUCACCGACAAGCCAUUUGGGGUGAACAUCACGUUGUUGCCCGUUGGUGUUCCACCUGAUUUCGAUGGCAUCGUGCAGGUGUUGAUUGAGGAAAAGGUGAAAGUCAUAGAGACUGCUGGGCGGAAUCCGGAGAAGGUCAUCAAGAAGUGCAAGGAGGCUGGCAUGUUUGUGAUCCACAAGUGUGUGGCGGUGCGACACGCACAGACCGCCGCCAAGAUGGGAGCAGACAUGAUCUCCAUGGAUGGCUUCGAUUGCGGUGGCCAUCCAGGCGAAGAAGAUGUUGGCAACUGGGUGCUGUUGGCCCAAGCUUCUCAGGAGUUGAAGAUCCCCUUCGUGGCGUCGGGCGGCACCGCCACCGGAGUGCAGCUGGCAGCCGCCUUGGCCAUGGGUGCCGAGGGGGUGAACAUGGGCACGCGCUUCAUGGCGACCAAGGAGGCGCCCAUUCUGCAGCCGAUCAAAGACACCAUGGUCAAAGCCAAAGUGACGGACACGACGCACAUCUUCCGAACCAUGGGAAACACGGAGCGUGUUUACAAGAACAAGACCGUGAAAGAGGCGGGUGACAUGAGGUCAUGUGGGAGACAGACACUUCGGCUCACUAACAUGAUCUAA